AUGCCUGGUGAUACACUAUUCUGUAGGAUACACAUAUCAAACAAGACAACAUCCAAUGCAAUCUUUGUCCAGCCACCGCCACAACCAUCUCCAUCACCUUCUUCACCAGGCAUCAACAAAUCAAACAAUAACAACAACAAUAAUAACAAUAAUAACAAUAAUAACAACUCAGUGUUGAAUACAUCAUCAUCGGGAAUCGACUCGAUAUCAUGGAUAACAGCACAGGUCUAUGGCAACAUGGUGAUUGAACCAAAGUACUUUAAGAUGUCGACGUCAAGCCCAAAGAUGAGUAGUGCUGCAAAGAAGUUGGCUGCAACUUCAUCGUCCUCUGUUAUAAAGAGGGUAGGUGGUGCGCCAACCACAGGCAUCUCAACGGCUACAUCACUACCCAACACGAUGGAUGCAGGCGAGAAUGGACGUUCAAUAUUCGCUUCGCCAACGACCAUCCUCGGCUCAGACAUCCAAGUGCCACCGGGCCAGACACGCUCAUUUAUAUACUAUCUCACAUUGCCUUCACCUUUGCCACCCUCAUAUAAGGGCUCAGCUCUGCGCUACAGUUACUUCCUUUCGAUUGCGGCACAGCUGCUCACUCAUCCAGCACAGAUCCUCACGAUACCAAUACGUAUACUGACACCAGCAUCAGCAUUGCGUGAGGUCAAGUUCAAGUUGAACAUCACCAAUCAUCACUUUGAUGAAGGAUCUACAGAGACGCCACAGGACAAUCCCAAGGGACUAGAGGUGGUCUCCAAGUGGCCAAUCUCUCCCUUCAAGAAGUCACAAUACUUCCCCGUGCCCUACCCUCAGACCCUAUCCCAAUACGACUCAAACAACACCAGGAAGUCAGUGAUCGACCUCCUGAGCAAGUACUCAGUGCCAGUAUCAAUGAAUAUAUCAAAGGGAACGGAGAAGCUGGCGACAGUGUCAAUUGCAAAGACAGCGUAUUCAUUGGGAGACACUGUUUGUGGAACGUUUGACUUCUCAAUCGCGACAAUACCAUGCUACAAGAUAUUGGUCAAGCUGGAGUUUGAAGAGACUAUCGAGCCCAAGUACCAGGUGACACCCAAGAACAAACCCAACCGAAGGCUCUAUGGCGAGCUGCACGAAUAUACAACAAACCUCCGACAGACACACUUUAUGUUCCACAUCCCCGUCGAAGCAUCACAAGAGUUCUCCACAAAGCAUGUAUCAGUCAAAUGGGUACUACGCUUCGAGUUUGUAACACCAGUCAAGAAUCCGAAUCAUCAACAACCUCUGCCAUCACAACAACCUCAGCAGCAACAGCAGCCACAGCAACAGUUGCCUCGAUCAAACUCACAGAACAUCAUUCACUCUCCUACGCCGCAUCAGACAAGCAAGGACAACCUAUCAGAGAUGCACGCGUCACAUAUGGCAAAGAGCAGUUCAUACAAUGAAGACCUUGGUCGACAGCAAUCAAACAUCAACAAUGUCUCCACUUCAAUCCCCACGACAACAUCUGCAUCACAAUUGGCCGGCACAAAUGGUGGCGAUCCCUCGACGACAAACAACAACACCAACAACAACAACAAUGUCUCUUCAUCUUACUCUUUGCCCUCGACGCCACCAUACACUCAUUCAUCAUCCAAGGCAAAUCGAACAAUAUCAGAGGUUCCCAGCGACAGCGAGAGCAAUCUGAGCUCAGACAGUGGCGCACUCAACGAUGACUACACAAUCAACAGCAGUUCCAACAGUCACUUCAGGGCAUCGACGGCCAGCAGUGGUUUGGUCAAUCACAAUCAAUUCAAGCGCAACGUCACGCAUCCAGUAGUUGGCGUGUUGGUGAACAAUGACGAGAACAACAUUCCUCAAGUGGAUACACUACAUUGGAGUUUACCCAUUCGCGUAUUGGUUAGCGCGCCACCUCACGAGCUGUUGCACACAAACAAGAAUGAAUUAAUACUGUAG
Acytostelium subglobosum LB1 is the source of this 1923-nucleotide messenger RNA. RefSeq lists its product as hypothetical. The record is from RefSeq and is a predicted model, not a curated record. Gene Ontology annotation, biological process: retrograde transport, endosome to Golgi. The transcript has 4 exons. Lineage: Eukaryota; Evosea; Eumycetozoa; Acytosteliales; Acytosteliaceae. Bases 1 to 1923 code for a protein of 640 amino acids. Gene Ontology annotation, cellular component: Golgi membrane; Ric1-Rgp1 guanyl-nucleotide exchange factor complex.